GCGUGCCCCCGUUUCACUGCUCCAACUGCCACUCGAGAGAGCAGCCAAAAACUACAACAUCCAAAAAGCUGCAGUCACAUUUCUGUGCUCACAGUCGCGUGCACCAACAUCAACACGUAGCGCGCGUUCGUCCUCCUGUUUUCUGAGUCGUGUGUUUAAAUCUCUGUAGACGUGGGACGCUCCUGGUGAUGCUCUUCAGCCCCGGCAACACAGAUACUUGUGUGUUGUUUCUGCAUAACUGAUAGAUCUACAAAGUGCAUUCUCCUUGGAUAUAUGGAAGACUGAGAGAAUGCCAGAGUCAUCAUAUGAAGACAUAAACAUUUAUGCUUACUCUACAAUGCCUCCUUCAAGGCAAUACAGCCAGUCCGCAAUGCCUCUCCUGCCUGUUAGCCCUUACAGUGGUCCUAGUGACUUCUGCACAGAGGAGAAUAUAUCAGAGUGCAUGCUAUACAUCAGUCAGGAGCUGUCAUCUCUGGGUUUACCAUCGAUUUUCUAUGACUUGAAUGGGAUUAGACAACUUGAUGUCAUGUCAACGCUAAACAGGAUGUAUGAUCUGCUUCAGCUGCAUCGGCGUGCUAUGGGAGUGGUGGAGGAGCUUGAAGUGGAGCAGCUCAAGGUCAGCAGUGACCUACACUGCCAACAGCUCACCAGCUCCAAACUCAAGGACCAGCUUGAACUGUCCAAAAAGGAAAAUGUCAGAUUGCGUGAACGAGAGCGACAGUUGGAAACAAGCAUGAAGAUGUUACAAACUUGUUUAAAAAAUGAAAAAGAGGAGGUUCAGAAGCUUCAGAACAUCAUUGCAAGCCGUGCCACGCAGUAUAACCAUGAAAUGAAGAGGAAAGAGAAGGAGUUCAGUAAGCUCAAAGAGAGCCUCAAUCGCUUGCUGACAGACAAGAAGGACAAGAAACAAGGGAUGGAGGUUCUGAAUUACCUUGGGAGGUCUGAUGGGAGGAGAAGUCAAUGGAAAACUGGAAAAACAGAUGGAAGACAUGAACGUGAAAUGUACAAGACUCUUCUGAAUGAGUUUGAUAAACACCAGAAGGAGCUGAUGUUGGAGAACGCGGAGCUGAAGAAAGUGCUCCAGCAAAUGAAGCAGGAAAUGGUGGGCAUUUUAAGUCCAAAAAGACACAGCCAAAAAGAGGAGAAAUCCACUGACUUCACAGAUCAGCAAAUACCUUCAGAUGAUGAGGAGACUUCAGAGAUGUCAUGUGAACAUGCUCGGGAAAAGCUCACUAACAGCAUUCGCCAGCAGUGGAGGAAGCUCAAAAACCAUGUAGAGAACCUAGACAAUAAAGCGUCUAUGGUGCAGCUGGGAAAGGAGGUCAGUGAGGAGAUGAUUUCUAAACAGCUCCAUCAGGAAGAAAUGGAGAGACUCAAGAUGGAGAUCCAGCAGUGCAGGGACUUCAUUCGGACGCAGCAACAGCUUUUGCAGCAACAACUCAACACUCCAUGCGAUGAGGAAACUGCAGCCGUCCUGAAUGAUUGCUACAUGUUGGAAGAGAAGGAGCGCCUGAAAGAGGAGUGGAGAACUUUUGAUGAGCAGAGGAAGAACUUUGAAAUGGAGAGGAGGAGUUUCACAGAGGCAGCCAUUAGACUGGGUCAUGAGAGGAAGAUGUUUGAGGAAGACCGUGCAACCUGGCUAAAACAUCAGUUUUUGAACAUAACAUUUACUGACCAGAUGAAAAUGAAGACACAGAACAGCCUAUCAGAAUAUUCUGUUCAAGAACAGAAACACUCAUCAGGUCCCAAAACUCCACUUUAGCAGCCUCCCCAACUGGCCAGGGAAAGAGUUUGGUGCGAUAGGACCCCACUGCAGAGCACACUUUGCACUAAAGGGGAGAGCUAAUUUAAGUGGUAUACAUCUUCCUUGCCAGUAAAGCUUAUUUUACAAUCAUGAUUAUCACAUACAGUGGUGUGGUUUACAGUGUGGGUAUUGCUUCAUCUUUAUGGCUCGUGUUGUAAUCAUUAGAAACUAUAAGGAUUACAUUUCAUAAAGAAAGUUGCAAAAAGAAUCACCUGCUGCCAAUAACUUUUUUUAUCAUUAUUAUUCUGUUUUUAUCUUUAUGAUUCUGUCAAAUACAUUUUGUUGUAGUCAUAGGACAGAAGCAGAAUGUUUAAAUGGCUCUAGAUUAGAUCACAUUCUAAGUCUAAUGCUAAAUCUCUGCAUGCAUUGCGUGAUGUAGCCUUAACCCUUUUUUGUAGUUUUACUGAUUAUGCUUAGUAUAUUGUGCAUAUGUUAAUGCAAAAUUUAAAAUAACUGUGUAAUUAUACUUCCGAAAGAGUGUGAGAGAGAUGUUUGAAGUAGUUCAAUGCCUAGUGGUUCAGUACGCAGUACUAGCCAAUAUGCUCUCUUAAUUUCUUAAUAAUUUCUUCUAUAUUUCCUGUCUUAAUACUAUAGUUUGUAACAUAUUUACAGUUUAUAGUUGUAGUAAUAGGUAGAAGGAUUUGUAGUAGUUUUUGAGCUACCCCACAUUUAAUACUUGUGAAGCUCUACUGACCUCAAAUUGUCUGCAAUUAUGCAUUUUGUCCAUUUGUUUUGCUUGUCUUGCUUCUGUAGACAUGAAGAGCCAAGCUAGUGCAGAUUUGCAGAUUUCAAAAUUCAAGUAAUUAAUUAUAUUCAGAUAAAUGUUGAAUGCAUUAGUUUUUUUUCAUCGUUUGUGCAUUCUUAUUUAUUAUUCAGAUACAGAGAGGAGAGUAAUUGCCAGAGUAGUUUAAUAGUAUCUUUAUUCAGAUGUCACAGUAUGAAUCUUGUAGUUUCUUCAAAAAUCUGAAAACUUUCCACAAACAACGCAAACUUCUCAUUUCGACACCUAGCCACUACUUUUGUAUUCUCUCUGUUAGUUCAGAAUCUACCUGUUGAAAUGCCUGUGUAUAUCCUGAACACAGCAUUACAUCACUGUUUCUACAGAGUGUCAUGGUGGUGUAGUUUUAUUUGGAAAAACGUCUUAGAGAAUAUAUAUUAUGCCAUUUGGAUCAAUGAAGUCAAUCAAAUGUCCUGGACAGGACAGUGAGCAGGUAACAUACUAUACUUUAGGCAGGUAAGCUUUGUGAAGCUAUGUUAGGCUGGCUUUACAUAGUGAAAUGUACAUGCUUGAAACUUAGCCGCAAUAGUUGCAAGCGUCUCAACUUCAUAAAACAGCCAAUCAAUAUGCCAAUAACAAUGACAUGACAAAUGACAUCAUUUGGUCAAUGGACAAGAAAUUAAAAUGGAAGAUAGUUUUUAGACAGUUGAAAAGGAGAUCUGAUUUCAGACGACUCUCAAGAGGAUUGAAUUUACUCAUUAGAGGUAAAUGUGUUGCACAAAAAUUGUAUUGCAUGCAUAGUGCAACAUGCAACUAGUUUCAUUAAAGUUUCACCUUAUAACGCCAGCCUCAGCAUUUUUUAAGCAGUGUAGGAAGACAUUGUAUCCUUAUGUUUAAAAGGUGUUUAUGUUAAUUUAAUGACAACAAGGUUGUUAUUUUUGUGCCGUCAGUCAAGGAGGGAGCAAUUUAAGUAAGUCUAUUAUGGUGUAACUGCAUAUCUCAAGGUUUUCUUCUGUUUGCUAUCUGGCUGUACUGAGUUGAAGAGUCUCUCCUCUGUCUUACUACCAAGGAAGAAAGUAAUGGCAUUAUUAAUUUUAUCGAACAAUAAAAUAGAUUGCUUGCAGAGAAAACUGUAA
Pygocentrus nattereri (red-bellied piranha) is the source of this 3658-nucleotide messenger RNA. RefSeq names its product afadin- and alpha-actinin-binding protein. The transcript has 13 exons. Lineage: Eukaryota; Metazoa; Chordata; Actinopteri; Characiformes; Serrasalmidae. Bases 290 to 1762 code for a protein of 490 amino acids. The record is from RefSeq and is a predicted model, not a curated record.